Bacidia gigantensis is the source of this 1506-nucleotide messenger RNA. RefSeq lists its product as uncharacterized. The transcript has 4 exons. The coding region runs from base 1 to 1506 and encodes 501 amino acids. Lineage: Eukaryota; Fungi; Ascomycota; Lecanoromycetes; Lecanorales; Ramalinaceae. The record is from RefSeq and is a predicted model, not a curated record.
AUGGAACAAGCUUCAAACAAGGAAAUCGUCAUUAGCGAUACGCCGUCGCAAUGCUGGAUCGGCGAGAGUCAAUUCAAAGGCUCAGAUAAGAAUAAAUGGAAAGCCUCCAUGAAGAAUUACAAGUCAAGCCUGGAAAAGGUCAAGUCUGGUAAAAUGAAGAAGCAAGUUUCUGAGAAAAGCAUCUACGAGAACUUCGAACAGCAAUAUCCCGGAAGGAAUCUUCAGGAAGACAUCCAGCUAUUUGAUAGGAAUGGAGUGCCAGAGGAAUUCAAAGAUUGCGGAAAACGGGACGCAGGAGAAGCAUCGAAAUCUUCAGAAGACAAUGCUCAAAAACAGAAGCGACAAGCGAGACGCCUCAAAGCACACCCCGCUCAAAUCACCUCAGCCAUGCCACCCACCCUUAUAUCCUGCACCGAACAACGUUGCCAAAUAACUCACUGCGCCGCUCUCGUCAUCAGAAAUCGCGCGAUAAUCAAACAAUACUACGAUCCAACGUUCGUCUAUCUCGAAGCUAAAAACGUGGAGUAUCAGAAGGAGAUUAAAGCCCUCGAAAAGAAGGAGGAAUGGAAAGCCGCACAUAAAAUGAGAGAGGAAUGGUAUGAGUCGCUGUCCGAAGAGGGCCGAGUUAGAGAUGAGAAGAAUCGAUGUGACGCUUUGGCAGAGGCGGAUUUUGUGAAGCAUUGGCCGGCUUUACCCACUAUCAGAAUGAGCAAGCCGCAACCUCAAUACAUAUACUGCUGCCACUCGACCCGGAACCCGGAUUCAUGUCAUUUACACCUGUUGAUGAACCUUGCCAGCAACACGAGCUAUUACCGCGAUCUUAAGAAGCAACUGGGACUCAAAAUUCGCCACUUGCGCGAAGAACGUGAGCUUUUAAUUCGCUUUAACAGCCACAAUCACCACGAUCAGAGGAUUCGCCAAUUGAACAGGCAAAUGAAGUUCGUUCGCGUGAACCAGCUUGCUAAGGUAGAUCCAUUGAAAGAGAAGCAAGAUCGAUACGUGAUCGGUAUAUUUGAGAAACAUUGGCCAGGGGUGGACUGGCAAACGUAUGAAUCCCAGGCAUACUCGCAGCUUGAAGAUGAGGAUGAUGUCGAUGGGUCUUCGAUGACUUUGCAGCACGGAGAUCGAGGGAAUAUAGAUGAGAUUCAGGAAAAUGAGCAGUCUGGAGAAUGGGAAGGUGUGCAGGAAAGCGAGCAGCACGGGGCUAUAGAAGACGUGGAUGAGGCUCAGGAAAGCGAGGAGUACGAAGACGAAGAAGAUGUGGAUGAGACUCCGGAAACUUUGCAGCACGGAGAUGGAGGAGUUAUGGAUGAGGUUCAGGAAAAUGAGCAGUCAGGAGAAUGGGAAGGUGUGCAGGAAACUGAGCAGCACGGGGCUGGAGAAGAUGAGGAUGAGGCUCAGGCAGCCGAUCAGGACGAUAUUUCUGAAGUCCUUGAUUUCGGCGAGGGCGAAGACCUUGAGCCAGGUAUGAGUGUUUUCAGAGAGUUAUUUUCUCCAGUUAGGUAG